AUGUCAGCCAAAAUCUUCACCACCGACUCGUUCGAUCAUAAUGGCCAGAAGGCGGCCGCCCACUACAAGGUCUACAAGAUACGAUGGGCGUUGAUUGUGGCGGUGUUCGCAAUGAACGCCUUCUUUGGAAUGGUAAAUAUUGUUUUAGGUGUUUCUUUGAGUUGUUUCAAUAUUGUUUUAGGUGUUUUUUGAAAUGUUCCUUUGGAUAUUAUGUUAGGUUUUGACAAUUUUUAAGCUGAUUUACAUCUUGGUACCUCAUCGCAUGUUUUUGUAGCAUAAUUAAAGCACAAAACACCUGAAAAAUAAUAUUAAAUAAAACAUAUACCUUUUUGAAGCCUAUUUGAAAUUAAAUUCAAACCUUUUAUGAACCAUUGCAGAUAUCAACAGCUUUCAAUGAUCUUAAACCAGCUGACGACAUCCAAGAAAAACCGUUUCAAAACCUGUCGUUUUGGUUUCAAAUCACAUUUCCUAUCGGUUACAUAGUAGCUUCCUUUCCUGCAGCUUUAUUAUUGUCAAAUGCUGGUAUUCUCCCUAGUGUAAGAAUCUUACAGUAAGAUCCAUAUCUAAUGUUAAAAACACGUAUAUCUUAUAAGAAGAAAAUUAAAAGAGUACCGUUUUUCACUACCUAAAACUAACAACAAAAAAAGCCAAAAAAAACUUACAAAGAACAAUCUUAACGUCCAUUUCAGCUCUACAUCUCUCUUUUUCUUGGUCUUCUAGGCGUUGCAACGCGAUUCUGGGGAAUAUAUUAUCUUAGAUUCGUCGAAUUCCGGCUAGCAAUCAUUCUCCUAGGCAAGUAA
This is a messenger RNA of Bursaphelenchus okinawaensis, 800 nucleotides long. The record is from the annotation of a GenBank genome assembly. Lineage: Eukaryota; Metazoa; Nematoda; Chromadorea; Rhabditida; Aphelenchoididae.